This is a messenger RNA of Neurospora crassa OR74A, 4828 nucleotides long. RefSeq names its product rtg2-like protein (gene rtg2). Gene Ontology annotation, biological process: regulation of transcription by RNA polymerase II. Lineage: Eukaryota; Fungi; Ascomycota; Sordariomycetes; Sordariales; Sordariaceae. The transcript has 4 exons. Bases 347 to 2179 code for a protein of 610 amino acids. The record is from RefSeq and is a predicted model, not a curated record.
CAACAAUCAUUUCUCGCGGCGUCAACAGUCCGUCCCUCGCCUUUGUUUUUAUUGUCGGUCGGCGAUUGAAGCUCGAUCAUUGAAAGGGCCCUCUAUAAAGCAUAUUCUCGUUCAGUGAUCUUCUUGAUCCGGUUCUCCCACUUUCGGCAGUCAGUGCUUCUACCCAAGGUACUACUUUGUACACCAGUUGAGCUGGGCAGGAACAGCCAGUGUAGCUCCAGGUCCUUCCCACUCUGGGUGAACUACACAAUCCAGCAGCUGUGAUGAUUGGCUGAAUCACAGCUGUGUGGAGCUCCCGGCCGUCUUGCUGGCCGACAUUGGGCAUCAUCGGCGUCAGUUCCUUCGCAUGAUCUUUGAACUUUGCUUUCUUUUCUUCCUUUGGCUUUCGAUUUCAAGUUCCUCCUGGAGUGAUAUUUCAGCUCCUCAGUUUACCCAAAAGAUGGCAUCAACAGAAUCAGUCAACUUGGUCACGUUGGACAAUCUCGACGAGGUAUGGCCUCGCUGGGACCCCGCCGACUCGAACCACCUCUAUGCCUUGGUUGAUAUGGGCAGUAAUGGCAUCCGGUUCUCCAUUUCCGACCUCUCCCCGCCACAGACUCGCCUGCUCAGGUGUCUUUACCAGGAGCGAGCCGCCAUCUCCCUCUUCGAUGCCCUGAGCGAGUCUUCAUCUGGUGGCCCCCCGCUUUUCCCCGACAAAACCAUCGCCCUUGUGGCCGAGACACUGGCCCGGUUCCAUGCCAUUGCUGUCAACGACUACGGCGUACCCCCCGACCAUGUCACCGUCUUUGCUACAGAGGCCAUGCGGAAAGCGGGCAACGCUGCUGUCAUGCUACAGACCAUCGAGGCCAAGGUCCCUGGACUUGCUAUCAAGAUUCUGCACCCCCAAGUUGAGACCUUGUUCGGCUCACUGGGAGCCAGAUCGGCCUUUUCUCGUCCCAAGGGUCUCUUCCUUGACCUUGGCGGUGGCAGUGUCCAGAUGUCUUAUCUGGACACCACCGGUCAAGAUGCCGACUAUCACAUCCACGCAGCACAGGUCGGCAAGAGUUUGCCUUUUGGUGCUGCUCGCUUGAUCAAAAUCCUUCAACACGACGAUGUUGGCUUCAAGACCAACGAGGUUUCGAAGCUCAACCAAGGUAUGAAGCUGGCUUUUGCUAGGCUUUGCGAGACCUUCCCUGCCCUUGCGGACGAAGCCAAGGGCACACAAGGCAUCGAUAUUUAUCUCUGCGGAGGAGGGUUCCGAGGCUACGGCAGCAUGCUGAUGCACAACGAUCCAAUCUCCCCGUAUCCCAUACCAGCAAUAGGCUCCUACAAAGUCACGGGCGAAUUCUUUGCCAAGACCAGUCAUAUGCUCGAAGUGAACACCAAUUUCAAGAAGAAGAUCGUUGGAAUGUCCAAGCGCCGCCGAGCCCAGUUUCCUGCCAUCGUCACGGUCGUUGAGGCUCUCAUCUCGGCCGUUCCACACAUACGAUCGGUCACGUUUUGUGCCGGAGGAAACAGAGAGGGUGCGCUCAUGAUCAGGCUGCCCCAGGAGAUUCGCGAGAGCGAUCCGUUGGAUUGUCUCCAAGCCGAGGCAUCACUCCAAAGUAUCGUUGAUAUGCUGUCAUCGGCGCUUCCAGCUGACUACAGCAGCCCAAAAACGGUAUUUGGUCUUGGUCUUGGCCGCCUGUUCGUGAGCAAGAUUUGGUCUGACAUCGGCGUUGAUGCCCUUGAUCAUGCCUCUGCCGCAUUGCACAGCGCCAUCACGGAGCAUCCGGAUUGUCCUGGUCUAUCGCACGCGGCCCGGGCUGUAAUGGCUCUGACACUUUGUGCGAGAUGGGGCGGUAGCGUCACUCCGGCGGAUGAACAGCUGUUGAACAACUUGCGGGCAUUGGCCGACACUGUCAACCCUGACGCUGUGUUCUGGGCGGGCUACAUUGGAGCUGUAGCUGCCACACUUGCGAAACUGGCACCAACGGUCCAGGAUGCUCAUCAAUUUGGAGACAAGGUUCAGUUUAAAUCGACCGUGGAACAGUCCGAUGAUAACAAAGGGUUUCAAGUUCGCCUCAACCUCCAGGUUGUCGAAACAGCUCUUCGCGGCAUUGACACCGGAGACCUGAUAUCCCAUUUCGAACAAUUCGGCACGCAGAGAGAGCAAGAUGCCAGCAAAAAGGUCAUUGUGGACAUAAGCACGCUUCCUUGAUGUGGCAAGUUGUUAUGAUGCUGUCGACAGUGAUUAUUCUAUCUCUACGUCCAUGGACAUUAUGUCAAUAUGCCAUUACGAUAUUGUUCUACUUCUAAAUCAAGACGCGUCCCCCAAGCUUUCCGAAAGGCUUGUCUAACUUGACCGUUAUCGAAUGCAUCUGCACUGUCGAACGCCUUUUCCACGGUUCUGAGCACUUCUGCCGUACGGAAGAGCCUCGAGUAUAUCGUGACCAUGCUCUGGAAGAGUUCAUUAGUCUCCUCAUGGAAUGCUAUGGCCAGUCAAAUUAGCAUUUUAGUAGGGAGGAUACUGGAUGCGGUAGACUCACCAGUGCCAGGCGGCGUCAGGUUGAGCACGCUACGGUAUGUCAACAUCAUCUGCCACAGAGCAGUCCAGACAGCAAUAACAGGUGCUGAACCCAUAGUGGACUCGAGGUCAGGUGUGAUCUUGGUCUCCUGGGAGGUUGAGAACGCCUUGAGCUGCUCCAGUAUCUGCCCUUCGAUUGGCCCUAUCACCUUCCCAGCACGCUGGCGCAAGAAAACCGACACUGGUUCAGGGUCGAAACCGAAUGGUACUCCGCUUACAGAGAAUCGCCUAGCAGUCCAGAUCCUUGCCAUACACGCCACAUACUGCGCGUUGUCCAUCAGUUUGUGGAACUUGCCAGGCCUGGUCUGAUCAGAGCCUGUGAAGAUCGCGUUAGUCGACAUGUUGCAAGAAAAUCAAGGCUUUGAGGCUUACUCUUGACGUUCGCAACAUAACGUUGAUGAAACAUCUGCUCAUAGAGCAAGAGGAACUUCUCAAGACAAUUCGGGAAUUUUUCCUCGGUGUCGGCAUGGGCCUCCACAUCACGUUUGCCCCAGUCAUGAAGAUCCUUAUCACUGGGACCCUCACCAGGGGCAAUGCCUACCAUAUGAUAGGAGCGAAGGUCUGGCCCCGGUUCGAUGAACUCGCAACCGUGAACCAACAGUAUUGCCUUGCCGGCGUUGGUGCAGUGGGAGAUGAGGAGCGCAGUACGCCUUGCAUUGCCCCAGGCCUGUUUGCGUGUCGGUUGACGCAAAACCUGGUUUGACAGUGGCCAAUCUUCGACAAGGUUAGCUACUUUCCACCUGGUACGAUGUCUUUUGGGCUACCUACCAGCCUUCGUCCUGAUCAUGGUCAAAAUUGCCCGGUUGCACACAGUAAAAGGGCUCCCGACCUUUUUACUGAACUUUUCGCAGCGCGGACAAGGACCGUCAGGCUUACACUUUUAUCCUUGUCAGCGAAUCCGUCAAAAAUGACAUAUUUCGAAUUGAGUUGUCUUACCCUGGUCUUCUGAAUUUUGCAAGAGAGGCACGCUCUGUUUUCCCGGGUACGCGCUGUCUCUUCAGGAUUUGAGAGAAUGCGCUCGCGCUUAGCAGUCUGCUUGCCAAGUCGGCUUCGAGAAGAGGCCUGCGUUUCAUCUACAUCAUGACUGUCGGGUUCGGAUAAAUGGAUAUCGAUGUCUUCAGACGUUGGAUAUCGUUUAGGGUCGAGAUUUUCGCCGCGCGUCGGCUGAUUGAGAAAUGGGAUAGCAAGGGGGCUGGAGGUAGCGACAAUGACAGUGCCUUCCGUCGUCUCGGAUUCAUGAUCCAAGGCCAUCCUAGUAUCCUGGUCUUGUGUUGCGGACAGAGCCGAACGAACCAAGGAGUCCCCUUCGAUGGAGGUCUCGGUCGUGACGGUAACCUCAUCUUGUUUACUCCACAGGUCCCAGUCAAAGAACUCGUCGGUAACAUCUCUGGUACCGGAAGAACUUUGGUCGAGGCCAAAGAGAUACUCGGCAGCAUUCGGUCUUCCUAAGGGAUAUUGGUUGAAAUCCUCGGUGACUUGUCCGACCUCUGGGUAGGACGGCUGGCGGUUAAGGUACUCUCCAGGAUGACAGGGACCUGGACAAUCAUCUCUCUGGAAGUCGGCACUUCCAUUGAAGACACGGCGGUGGAAAGGAUGGUUCGCCAUAGUCAUACCUCCCUUAUGGGCUCGGGCAGUUCUGCAGUGUUUGGGGAUGUGCCGUUAACUGUAGGUUGGUGCAAUAGGAGCCGGCAAGGCCGCGAUGCGGAGGCAACUAGGAGGUACAACAAAGCAAUCAGAAGAUCAGGGCGUUUCGGUGUGACAGAAUCGAACAUGCGGUAUCGGGGUAAUUGCAGGCUAUUACUGUAUCCUGCUCGGGAUGGUGGAAACUAAGAGGAGAAGAGCGCGGGGGUCAAGUUGGGAUGUCCUACGAGAGACUGUGCCUUAAAAGUAGCGCUGCCAUCCGCUCGUCGAAGCUCAUGUGGAAAAGGAGGCUCUUUCUCAGAGUCCUUCUCACAAGCCCUCUGCGAAAGCAGGAUGGAAGUCGGAAUGGCUAUGCCACAGGCCAUACUUGGUCCGUCUCCUGUCUCGGUCUGCCGUCUACUUUCCCAUUGGUCAAUACUGUUUACUUUCGGGUUGCACCCUUCCAAUGAGUCGCUUGUCUCGACCGAGAAUUGCGGUAGGUGCCGUCAGGAGGUUGGGGGGGUGGAGGGGUUGUGAUCACUCGUCAUCUCUUCCACCUUGGCCGCAGGUCUAGCUUACAAUCACAGGACAAACACGAAGAGACAUGAAGAGUAUGAGGCUUCAAUCUCAUCCAACGCAAUACACGACUUGCUGCAGACGAAA